ACCUUUGUAAUUCCGCCUUUACUGUUUGUUUCCGGUCGGACAUAUAAUAAUGUUACACUGUCUAUCUCGCAAACAUCCGCCGUUCCCUGCAGGAUUAUGAAAGCAUGAUUAGUGACUUCUUUCUAUCUGCGCCACUGAAUAAAAGCAGACCGAUGGACCUGGUUGGAUGGCUUAUUUAGUUCAUCGGCUUGGGCCGUCACGCGUCUUUGUCCCCGGUGUGUCCGUCUUAAGACUCCUUUGCUCGGCCAGCAUGGAAGACAUGGGUCUGACAAUGAGUCGUUCUCCACUGGAGCGGCUCGACUUUGACAACGUCGCCCUCAGGAAACUUCCUCUGGACCCGUCCGAGGAGCCGGGGGUGCGGCAGGUGAAAGGAGCGUGCUUCUCCCGGGUGAAGCCGCAGCCGCUGACCAACCCUCGGUUUGUGACCGUGUCGCACGAAGCCCUCGCGCUGCUGGGGCUCAGCGGGGACGAGGUCGUGAACGACCCGCUCGGACCAGAGUAUCUCAGCGGCUCUAAAGUCAUGCCUGGAUCCGAGCCCGCCGCACACUGCUACUGCGGCCACCAGUUCGGCCAGUUCGCCGGGCAGCUGGGCGACGGGGCGGCCUGCUACCUGGGGGAGGUUAAGGUGCCGCCCGGUCAGGAUCCCGAACUGCUCCGGGAAAACCCGAGCGGCCGGUGGGAGAUUCAGGUGAAAGGAGCAGGACUGACUCCUUAUUCCAGACAAGCUGAUGGCCGUAAGGUCCUGCGCUCCAGUAUAAGAGAGUUCCUGUGCAGUGAGGCGAUGUUCUUCCUGGGCGUGCCCACCACUAGAGCAGGCUCCGUUGUGACCUCUGACAGCAGGGUCAUACGGGACGUAUACUACAGCGGACACCCUCGCCACGAGAGAUGCUCUGUGGUCCUCCGCAUCGCUCCCACCUUCCUCAGGUUCGGAUCCUUUGAAAUCUUCAAGCGGGCAGACGAGUUUACAGGCCGCCAGGGUCCCAGCUACGGACGCGAUGAGAUCCGAGGUCAGAUGAUGGAUUAUGUCAUUGAGAUGUUUUACCCGGAGAUCCAGCAGAAUUACGCAGACCGAGUGGAGAGGAACGUGGCUUUCUUCAGAGAGGUGAUGCUUCGUACGGCUCGACUCGUGGCACAGUGGCAGUGUGUAGGUUUCUGUCAUGGAGUCCUGAACACAGACAACAUGAGCAUCCUGGGCCUGACGCUGGACUAUGGUCCAUACGGCUUUAUGGACAGGUUUGAUCCAGAUUUCAUUUGCAACGCCUCGGAUAACUCCGGCCGUUACUCCUACCAGGCGCAGCCGGCUAUCUGCAGGUGGAACCUGGUCAAGCUAGCCGAGGCUCUCGCUCCAGAGCUGCCGCCAGACCGGGCUGAGGCUGUUAUGGAAGAGUACCUGGAUCUGUAUAACGGCUUCUACCUGGAGAACAUGAGGAAAAAACUGGGCUUAUUGAAGAAAGAGGAGCCUGAGGAUGAAAUCCUGAUCACUGAGCUGCUGCAGACUAUGCACAACACAGGUGCUGACUUCACAAACACCUUCCGCAGCUUGAGUCAGAUUUCCUGUUCCACUGAGGGACAAAGUGAAGCAGAAGAGGAGUUUGUUAAAAAAGCCACAGACCUCCUGCUGGAGCAGUGUGCCUCCUUAGAGGAGCUCAAGGCUGCCAACAAACCUACUAUGGAUCCACGUGAGCUGGCAAUGCUGCUCUCUAUGGCUCAGAGCAACCCAGCGCUGUUCCAGAUGAUCUCAGACAGGAUGACAAUAGCGAGGCAAUUAGACCGACUCAGCAGACUGAAAGACCUGAUGGAGACCAACCAGGAAGAGCUGAAAACCAAACAGGGAGAGGAGUGGAGCCAUUGGAUCACACGCUAUCGGAAGCGUCUGGCUCGUGAGCUGGAGGGCCAGAGUGAUGUGCAGGCUGUGCAGGAGGAGAGGGUGAGGGUGAUGGACAGCACCAACCCCCGUGUGGUACUCAGGAACUACAUUGCCCAGAAUGCAAUAGAGGCUGCUGAGAGUGGAGACUUUUCUGAGGUCCAGCGGGUCCUCAAGGUUCUGGAGAAGCCUUUUUCUUCCCAGCCGGGUCUGGAGCUUCCUGCGUGGGUGGGCGGGUGCGGUGCCACCGAACAGGGAGAGAGGGACGAAGGAGAGGAACAACAGCUAGAGACUGCGUCUACAUCUGCAGCCUCAGCCAGAGACCCUGUUCCCUAUGACAGCAAGCCCCCACCUUGGGCCCAUGAAAUCUGUGUCACAUGAUCUUCGUAAUAACUUCCCCGAUCAUUAGCUGGCCUGCCUAAAACGACAAGAGAGUUUCUUGAUCUUUAAUUCAUUUUUUUUACCUUUUAUAUCCCUCCCCUCUCUUCCAGUCACUGUACAACUCUCUGUUACUUUGGCAGGCAGCAUCAGGGAAGUUAGCAAGAGGCACGACAAACCACAGGCCACCUAGCUAAUAUGAAGCAGACAGAGAAUGAGUUGAGUUUGGAGGCACAAAUAUAUAAAUUUACAAAUAGGGUGUUGCCAUGUCUUGUAAAAAGCUUUUGACCAUGUGUGAAAAUUUCUAGGAAUUUGAUUGACAUGGGGUUGAUUGGGGCACCCUUAAAGGUGCUAAAUGUACAUUUUUGCUGUCGCUAAAUAACCAGUGUUAGCAUUAGCAGCCGUUUACUUACCAAUUUAGAAGAAACGAGUUGCGAGUUCAACAUUAAACUUCAUUUCUUUACUUGCCAAGAGCUGUCUCCAGCAGUGGAAAGCAAUGGCAAUGGUAGUACUUGUUUUACUUAUUUUAUUAUUUCUACCAUUUCUUUUCUUCUCCUGAAGGUAGGAUGCUAACCAGUUUUCCCCAGCCUGUACUGUCUUGUAAUACCAGUUUGUGACAGUGAAUCACUGUAGCAUCCGGUCUGCCCUCAAGCCAGCGUGAAAGGAAGAAGUAGCACUGCCCAGAGGGUGUGUUGUAACCUCUUAAAAACACAACAAUGACCAGAACUCUUGGUAGGUAAACAGCUGUUAAUACUAACGUUGGCUGUGAAGCGAUAAGCAAAGUAUGAGCAAAAACGUCCUGUAUAGCACCUUUAAAUCCAUGGGUGCGAUUUUUUGUGAAUACCCCUGGAUGCAAGAAGCAGUAAAAGGAAAAUAAGAUUUUUAUACAAUGUGCACAAAAAUGCAGUUUACCAAAAUACAUUUAGAGGCUUUUUUUGUAUUUCUUGUGACUUUUCAACUUUACAAAAAAAGACCCUCAACUUGCUCCCUGUCUGUUUUAUGUAAAGUUAGCUAUUAAUGAUGACUCAGGCAACAAGUCCUACAAUGACCUGUCUGACUCUGAUAAACUGUGGGAUGUCACCUAAAUACCAAAUACUAUCAUGUAUGUGUGUGUGAGAGUGUGUGUGAAAGAUGUUUUAGGCAUUUUUUUGGGUGAAAGGGACUGAUUGCACUUGAUUCAGUAAGCCGCAGAAGAUAAACACGCACAAUAUAUUCUCCUAUAAUAGAAAACAAUGCAUUUUGCCACUGUUAUAGCACCACUUUAAAGGCACAGAGCCACGAACUUAACUCACCAUUUUUAACCUAAUUUGUUAAGUAAGCAUCGAAGCUACGGUUGAUCUGGGGUUCAGUGAAAGAAAGAAAUGGGAACUGCUUGUAGUUUGGUUGUGACCAUGCAAACUUCAAAGAGGAAGUUUAUUCCAAAUUGUGUCACAAAGGUGAUGCUGUCAAGCAUGAUCGUGCAGAAAGGGGGAAGAAAAACCUCAUUCAUAACCAUUCAUAAAUCUGGUAUGAACUAUAGUACCUCCUCACAGGGCCAGCAGCACUGACUAUAACUUGCUCCCUUUGAACCAGUAUCAAUUUGUUGGUUUGGCAAAUAAAUUCUGAUUUGUUGUCAAUACUUGUCAUUAAAACUGAGCUUCCAUACUAACAAAUGACAGAAAUGGACAUGAAAUGAGAUUUUGUUGCAGAGCUUUAUUUUUGCUUAAUAAAUAUGAAAUAUAAGGUUGAGCUCUUCCUCAGUUAUAGCCUUAACCUAUCCUAAUAAACUGAGCAGUGAAUAAA
Molecule: messenger RNA, 4024 nt
Organism: Lates calcarifer (barramundi perch)
Lineage: Eukaryota; Metazoa; Chordata; Actinopteri; Centropomidae
Gene: selenoo1
Product: selenoprotein O1
Exons: 9
Source: RefSeq, a predicted model, not a curated record